Molecule: messenger RNA, 394 nt
Organism: Symbiodinium necroappetens
Lineage: Eukaryota; Dinophyceae; Suessiales; Symbiodiniaceae
Source: the annotation of a GenBank genome assembly
AUGCCAAGCGCAAAGAAGACGAUCAAGAGCACGGCGUUCACGAAGCAAGAGCUCAUUGAUGUGCUACGCAGUGCCAAGAGCAGCAAGGAACAGAACCGUGCUGUCAAGUUGCUGAAACAGUUCGAUCCCAUUCCCCACUAUGAGUUCGAUGACGAGGGCUUCAAGUCCGUUAUGAAGCCAAAGAAGUACGACUACCUGUUGGGUUAUGUCUGUGAUCGAUGCGGCAAGGUGAAGCAGACAAACUACCAAGUGCUUUGGAAGACGUCCAUGGGAGUCCGGAAGAUAUGCUACCCUUGCUAUCAGCAGCUGGCAGAGAGGGAGGAAGUGGCUGUGAUGCGGGCAGCAAACCAAAAAGCCGGGAUCAUUCCAAAGGGCUUCGGCCUGGGCCUCACAG